GCUCUACAACAAGCGCAAACUAACUAUAUAAGUAAUCCGUAUAUUUCGAGUCUGGCUAAGGGACCGCUUAGGCAAGCAAACCAUUUUCAAGGGUAUUUUGUAAACGGGUUUAAAUUUCAAACAAAGGCUUAUGGGGAGAAUCAAUUAACCAUGAAUAGUGGAGUUUGCGUCAAAGGAUCACUCUACGCUCCAACGGAAAGUGAUUUUUAUGGCAUAUUAACAGAUGUUCUUGAGUUGGAGUACCCGGCUCUGCCAAUUAAGAGGACUGUGUUGUUCAAGUGUAAUUGGUUCGAUCCGACUAAUAGAGGUAUGUCAGUGCAUCCUCGAUAUAAUAUUGUGGACGUCAAUCAUAAACGGAAGUACGGAAAAUACGAACCAUUUAUUUUGGCCGGACAAUCCGGUCAAGUACAUUACUGCACAUAUCCGAGUAAAAAGAAAGAUAAGGUCAACUGGUGGACAGUAUGUAAGAUGAGGGCCAGAUCAGAGAUAGACAUGCCCGAUUCCAUUACUCCAGCGUUUCAAGAGGAUGUUAUAGAACAACCUCUAAACGUUAUAACAGAUGAGGGUUCAAGAAUUUUGGUUGAUCCGGUCGGGGAAGUUGAAACAGAUGUGUUUUUUGCUCCUCCAGAGGUGGAGGACGAAGAACAAGUGCCGUCAAUAUCAGACGAAGAAGAUAUACUUGAAGACGAUGACGAUGACGAUUAGUACGGUAAAUUUUGUAUUAGAUAUGCGAGGGAGGAGUGCUAGUGGGACAGGCUGGACUCGGCCCCCAACACUAGCUGUUGUUGAGGAGGAGGACGACCUGGCAGCUCCUCCAGAGGCGGCUGAGGCGCAGGAGGGUGUGGAGCCAGCUCCAGCACCUCGUAGACCUCGAGCUCGGCGCCAGCCUGUUGAGGGGGAAGUCUUGGAUGCCACUGGCAGAAUCCGAGUCAUCCCCAAUGCACAGAGGAACAGGUUGCUCGACUCCAGCACGGUAUCCAGAGAGUUGCGGGAAAUCUUCCAGAGUCGGUGGUGGGCAGUAGGCACCGCUUGGAGGUUUUUGCCUGAGGAAGCUGUUUCUUUUUACUUCGAGGAGUUUAAGAAAAAAUUCUUCUGGGAGGACGAAUUCGAGGAACGAGUCAUCCGAAGCACUUUCGAGAAGCAUGCUGCGAACCGGUAUUCCGACAGGUUGUCCACCUACAAGACUUCUCGUGAGAAAGACGUGUCUAUUACAGACGACGUGUGGCAGGCCUGGGAGAGAGUUUGGGACUCCGACGAGGCAAAGAAGAAAUCGGCCCAGGCGCGGGCCAAUCGGAUGAGCGAGCCAGCCGGAGCUGGUACAGGACCGGUUCGACACACCGGAGGCUCGAUGUCUGCUUUAAAGCAUAAGGCUGUUUUGGCUAGGGAGCUUGGGCGUGAGCCGACACAUGCUGAGGUGCACAAGCGGAUGCACACUCUGAAGGCUGACCCGACGCGAUUCGUGGACGAGCGCGCGAGGAUUGCAGCUGAGCGGUUUGAGCAGGAGAUGUUGGCCGCCACACAGACAGCCGAGGGGAGUACUGCAUCUACCCCAGUGGACCCAGACCAGGUUUAUCUCGCUGUUGAGGGGGUGAAGAAGCGGCGUGUCUACGGAUUAGGCUCAGUUGGUUCUGAGUUCGUCGCCUCGCAGCGGGGUACUUCUAGUAGACGACCCGGCAGCUCCUCUCAGACCGUGUCGCCAGCCGCCGAUGAGAGAUUCCGUACUGAUCUCAUCGCUCAGUUUGCAGAUACGAUCCGCGAUCAGGUCCAGAUUGCAGUUGCAGCGGCGAUGCAGCAGAUGCAGCAGCGGGCCCAGGGAGAUGUGCUACCCACCCCUCCACCACCGCCUCCACCACCGCCUCCACCGGCUACUGAUGAUGGUGUCACAGAUGACGACAUCACAGACUUGUAGUAUUGCAGUGUAGGGACGUUUUUGGUAUACAUUUUUCAUGUAUUAUACGCUACAUAUUUAUAUAUAUAAUUUUCAGAUGUUUUCUA
Messenger RNA from Mercurialis annua (annual mercury), 1995 nucleotides. RefSeq lists its product as uncharacterized. NCBI's taxonomy places the organism in Eukaryota, Viridiplantae, Streptophyta, Magnoliopsida, Malpighiales, Euphorbiaceae. Bases 560 to 1909 code for a protein of 449 amino acids. The transcript is spliced from 7 exons. The record is from RefSeq and is a predicted model, not a curated record.